Saccharomycopsis crataegensis is the source of this 945-nucleotide messenger RNA. It is a transcript of the gene CTK3, whose product is annotated as Ctk3p. The record is from RefSeq and is a predicted model, not a curated record. Gene Ontology annotation, biological process: positive regulation of transcription by RNA polymerase I; positive regulation of DNA-templated transcription, elongation. Gene Ontology annotation, cellular component: CTDK-1 complex. The coding region runs from base 1 to 945 and encodes 314 amino acids. The transcript has 3 exons. Lineage: Eukaryota; Fungi; Ascomycota; Saccharomycetes; Ascoideales; Saccharomycopsidaceae.
AUGGAUCCAUUCGAGGCCCGUCUCCAGUUUUCUAGAAUGUUGUCUACUGUUCAACCGGUGACUCAACUGCUAAUGAAGUGUGUUUCUUUUGCGUUAAGAAACCAUGAAUAUCAAGAUGAUUUCCAUUCAUGUAUUAUAGAGGUAUUGAAUACGGUCGACUUGAAUGUGAGAUUAAAUAUAAUGAAUUUCAUCGAUUCGCUAGUAACGCAGUCGAAGAAGUCGUUUGCCAAAAACCCAUCAUUGAAUAAAGAUCUACCGUAUAUUAAUAAAAUCGAGAAGGAUCUUCCAACGUUUGCCUCCAAGAUAGUUCCUGCAAAUAAAUAUGGUCUUUACAACUUGAAGGUUAGCGCGGAGAUACUAAAGUCGAUCAGCCUUCAGCUUGGUUUUGAUGAACAAAAAAUCGAGGAAUUGCAAAGACAAUUCAAUAGCGAUUUAUUGUCGGAGAAUUUAAAGGGAAAGAUUGAAAAAAAUGUGAGUGAGAAUUUGUCAAAAUCAGAUCAUUUGGAUACUGAAUUUUUCAAACCAACUGAUUCAGAAGUUAUUGGUGAAGGUAUUGAACGUGCAUGGGAAAUAUUAAUAGAUCGAAAGAGAUUCAGUCAGCUAAGUUCUCUUACAAGCUACUUCAUUGAUAAAAGUGAAAUGGUUUUGCAUGCAUCGGAGAAAAAGGAUAAAGUGAACAAUAAUGAGGAGAAUAAUAGAGAAAAGGAUUCCACGCAAAUGUCAUUGGAGCUCUCUAGGGAGCAGAUAUUGGCAAGAAUGGAAUCAGAUAGAGAAAGACACAAAAAAGCUAAAGAAAGUUUGUGGUUGGUGGAGCGAGCAUCAUCUGGUAAAGUUGACAGAGCUGAAUUUGAAAGGUUAUGGGAUCAGUAUGCCCCUAUUACUGAUGAAGAUAUUGAGGAAUUAUCAGAAUUAAAUGAAAUUGCCAUAAGAAGUUACAAUUUCUAA